Messenger RNA from Guillardia theta CCMP2712, 1151 nucleotides. RefSeq lists its product as hypothetical. The record is from RefSeq and is a predicted model, not a curated record. NCBI's taxonomy places the organism in Eukaryota, Cryptophyceae, Pyrenomonadales, Geminigeraceae. The transcript has 5 exons. Bases 120 to 1151 code for a protein of 343 amino acids.
GAGGAGGCGACCAGGGAGUUGCAAGGAUGAAAAGAAACGAAGAAACGAAGAUGUGCUCUUGGUGACUAGUUGAAAGGGAGAUAAAUGUAGGGCGAGAAGAGUCGCUGCUUCAUUGAUCCAUGUCUCUACCUGCCGACACUCUGCCCCAUGCAAAGCUUGCAGCAUGCGAGGGAGACCCAGUUACAGCAGAUGAGGAGGCCAACCGUGCUCUGAGGUACCAAGCCAAGGAGCGAGGAAGCAUGGAAGAAGGUCCUUCAGCGACUGAUGGAUAUGCACACGAGGUGGAUACUCUUUUGAGAAAGGAAAAACUGUAUCCAGACAUAUGUUUCAUGAUCGCCAAGGGAAGGCAUGCUUUCAGAAGCUACAGGAUAGAUGGGGAAGCUAUGGAACAGAUGAAGCGAUCACAAGACAGAUACAGUCAAGACUCCGUUCACAAGCUCUUCAACCGAACACUCCCUUCUUCAGCCAACCUCUACACCAAGAUGGCGUAUGGCUUCACAGGGUUGAGUCGCAAACCCUUCAAGAAGGCGCAUGAGGCGGGAAGCGAGACUGUAUCUGAGCGACCCCCGCGCAAACAAAACAAGAAGAGCAAGUCUAUGACCCGAGCAGCAGCGGAGACUCCAGGCAAUCGUGAGCCUGUUGAAAGUAAAACCCCAGCACCUGACAGCAAGCACAAAGAAUCGCGAGAUGUUGUGCGACCCCGACGCAAGAGGGAACAGCUUUCAAAGAAGAUGGUGAGAAGACUUGACAGAACCAGGCCAACAGCAGUCUCAGAGAAGAAGUUUGACAUGGAAGGGACUAGAGAUAUACCGUCGGGCCAUGGCUCCCGGUAUGGAAAGCUUCUCUCUUCCAACCCCAAGCAGCCUUCAGGUGAUGAAGUUGUGACCUCGUGGAAAGAGAUCAACAGAAAGUCUCUGUCUCCUAUCAUGCAAGUCAAAAUCUCCUCAACCAGCUCUCAGCUGGAUGAAUCUCAGCGCAUCGAGCUUGCUGAUCGCAUUCAGUACGAGCCAUCUCAAGGCGAGCAGCCUCAACUUGGCGACAACCCUGGAGUUCCUGGGCUGAACAUGGGCAGACUGUCGGUCUUCAUCGAGCACUGCACCGCCUACCGAGCUAUGGACGCUACGUCCUUGCGAGGGAGCAGACACAAGUGA